This is a messenger RNA of Penicillium manginii, 2934 nucleotides long. RefSeq names its product glutamine amidotransferase subunit DUG2. The record is from RefSeq and is a predicted model, not a curated record. Gene Ontology annotation, biological process: proteolysis; glutathione catabolic process. NCBI's taxonomy places the organism in Eukaryota, Fungi, Ascomycota, Eurotiomycetes, Eurotiales, Aspergillaceae. Gene Ontology annotation, molecular function: peptidase activity; protein binding. The transcript has 5 exons. Bases 1 to 2934 code for a protein of 977 amino acids.
AUGGAUCCAGCGGAUUCAGGAAGCACCUCCGACUUGGAGGACCACUCCAAGUCCUGGGGAUCGGACGCGCGAUCGCCUGCCCCAUCCGCCGAUGAUGCGGGUAGUGCGUUGCAGCCCCAGAGUGAUUGCGGAAUAGGUCACCGUGUUUUGGCCAGUCGCUCUGUCCUUGCUUUGGUCAUUGACGAGGAGUGCGUCUUUGCCGGUUUGCAAGGAGGUGACAUUGUGGCGUGGUCGCUCGAGACAUACGAUCUCGUCUAUUCCGUGCAUGCACACAAAGAGAGUGUGCUGGGAUUAUAUCUGUCAGACGAUGGCAAUCUAUUGUUCUCCAGUGGCGGUGAUUCUGUGAUCAAUGUUUGGUCAACGAGGACUUUUGAGCGCCUCUAUUCCAUCUACUCCCACCAUGAUGUGGGUGAUAUCUUUACCGUGGUCUAUUCGGCCAACAAUCAAACAUUAUAUUGUGGUGCUCAAAAUACUAGCAUUCAAUGGUGUGAUUUGUCUGAAGAAGGCUCGACUCUCAACCAGAAGGCCUCAGCCGCUCAUCCAUCUAAACGGGCCCAUCGCUUCUUCGAUUCAAAAGGCCCGGAUGGGACGAGGGCUCCUCGACCAUCAGAUGGCGCCCAGUCCGUAUCGGAAGGCGGACGGGUUCUAACUUUCAAGCGAGACCAUCAUAAAAUCUUCGCUCACCAUGGAUAUGUUUACUCCAUGUUACUUGUCAAGGGCUUGAUUGAAUCGGCACCAUCCGAGGAGGCGCUAUUGACGGGCUCGGGUGAUGGCGUAGUGAAGCUUUGGCGUCUUGGUCAAACUCCCGGCGCUGCUCCGUCGCAGAUCGCGAAGCUCCAGAAUGGAGACCCUGUUCUGUCGAUCGCGGUUGAAGGUUCAUUGUUAUACUGUGGUCUUGCAGGUGGCGCUUUGAAUAUCUGGAAUCUGGACUCACAGCAGCUUGUUAAACGGAUAUCUCGCCAUAUCGGCGACCUGUGGGCAGUCCAUGUUAUCCAAGGUGUUGCAAUCUGCGGUGAUUCUACUGGAGUAGUCAAGAAAUUCAACUCUCGCUUCGAGGAGGUCGGCAGCUGGGUUGCUCAUGAAGGUACUAUGCUGGCAUCCGCGGCUGGUCGAUUUAAGGACCGUCAUAUCUAUGCCACUGGUGGAAAUGACAACACGGUGGGGAUAUGGGAUCUCACAGAGUUUUUCCUGACUCAAGAAGAACUCCCGCCCAUCAGUAACGAUGAAAUGGUUAAUAGCCUAGCAAAGUUCGUGUCAUUCAAAACGGUGUCAGCAAGCCCGAAAUUUGCCGGCGAGUGCAACCAAGGUGCUGCGUUCCUUCGUCGACACUGCAACUACCUUGGUGCGAAGACAAAGCUACUCACCACUGGCCAGGAUACCAAUCCUAUCGUCUAUGCCAGAUUUAAUGCGACCUCUCCUGAAAAGGUUGAUAAGACCAUUCUCUUUUAUGGCCACUACGACGUUGUCGGUGCGGAUGCAAACAGACCCAAGUGGAAAUCGGACCCAUAUCAACUCACGUCGAUCAACGGUUUCCUCUACGGCCGUGGUGUGUCGGAUAACAAAGGCCCCAUUUUAGCAUCCCUCUAUGCCGCGGCUGACUUGGCCCGCACGAAGUCUCUUCGCUGCAAUGUGGUGUUCAUCAUCGAGGGCGAGGAAGAGUCGGGAUCUCAGGGAUUCCACCAAACAGUGCGAGAGCAUAAAGAGGAAAUUGGCCCUGUGGACUGGAUUCUACUAGCCAACAGCUACUGGCUAGACGACUAUAACCCUUGCUUGACAUACGGACUCCGAGGUGUUGUACAUGCCAAUCUGGUAGUGACAAGUGAUCACCCAGAUCUGCACAGUGGUAUUGAUGGCAGUGCUCUUUUGGACGAGCCUAUCAAGGACUUGUCGCUUUUGGUAUCAACCUUGGUCGGACGGAAGGGCAAGAUUAAUCUUCCCGGUUUCCAUGACACUGUCAAGCCGCCCACAGAGGCUGAGGAGAAGCGAUUCCAGGCUAUCGCCGACGUCCUGCUACCUCACCACCCCGAGAUUCCCAGUAGCCAAGCCUUGAUCAAAUCACUCACAUACCGUUGGCGUGAACCCUCUUUGACUAUCCACUCGAUGGAGGUACCAGGAAGCAAGAGCGGAACGACCACGAUCGCGCGCAAGGCCAAGGCAAGCCUCUCCAUCCGUAUCGUCCCCGACCAAGAGGCCGAUGACGUUGCAGCAAAUUUAACUGCCUUCGCCCAAGAGCAAUUUGACUUGCUUGAAUCGCAGAAUGACCUUACGGUAGAGAUCACGGGUAAAUCAGAUGCAUGGCUUGGCGAUCCUGACAACCAGAUUUUCGCAACACUUUCCGACGCAAUCACCGCAGCAUGGACACCGAAUGAACAAACAUCAAAGCAUCAAUACCCAGCCGUGCCACAGCUCACAAAUGGUCGCGCGACCCCUACCAGCAAACCAUCGGCAGCCCACACCCUUCUCCGCCAAGAUUCAUCCGAUAGUCUUGCUUCCCAUGUUGAUCGCGUCAUUACAUCAACGACAACUUCCUCCGCAGGCAAAGCCGCGGCGCGCAGGCGCUCUGCACAGCAAAGUGGCAAUGUGCCGACUUCGUCAACACUUACUCAAGCAGCAGCCGCAUCAGCUUCUUCCAGUGAAUCACUCUCUCUUCCCGUUCGAUCGCAAUCCGAACCGCAGAGCGACACUUCAGACCUCCCAAUUUCGCCAUCGCAAGACACCCGAUCUGGCGUGAAGCCGAUCUUCAUCCGCGAGGGUGGCUCUAUCCCUACCAUCCGAUUUCUGGAGAAGGAAUUCUCCGCACCUGCUGCCAACCUUCCCUGUGGUCAAGCCAGUGAUAACGCUCACUUGGACAAUGAGCGGAUGAGGGUGGAGAAUUUGUACAAAAGUCGAGAGAUUUUCCGAUAUGUUUUCGCGCAUUUAGUGGACAAGGUUUGA